Dicentrarchus labrax (European seabass) is the source of this 3036-nucleotide messenger RNA. Its product is annotated as histone-lysine N-methyltransferase SETD1A. The record is from RefSeq and is a predicted model, not a curated record. The coding region runs from base 506 to 2047 and encodes 513 amino acids. The transcript has 6 exons. NCBI's taxonomy places the organism in Eukaryota, Metazoa, Chordata, Actinopteri, Moronidae.
GAUAAUAACCAACGAACUCCUCUGAGGGAAUUGAUAAAGACAUUAACAAUUAACAGUUCGAUCAGUGACAUUGAACCCGCAGUGUACAGUGUACACGGUCCAAUCUGCGGUCCCGCCCUGAACACGUCUUCAGGUCAGUAUAGAUAGUGUAAUAAAUAACAAUACAAACUAAAUAAACUCUCAUAAAACCACUUUGGAUCUUGAGAUACUAAAACAUUAUUUAAAGUUUGAGCUAUAAAUUAUUAAUUUAUAGUUUCUCACUAUAAUUUUAAUAUAUUUUUUUUAUCACAUUGGCAGAAAUCAGUUGCAUUAAACUCCAUUUAAACCCGAAGAAGAAGAAGUAGAAAAAAAAGAAAAAGAAAAAGUAGAAGAAGAAUGUUUGGAACGAUGUCUCGUGACGUCACGCCGCGGUGUGUUGUGGGACAUCAGCCGUAACUGUUGUCUGUUCUCGUGCAGCGUGUUGUUGUUGUUGUUGUUGUUGUUGUUGUUGUUGUUGUUGUUGUUGAUGGGGGGCAUUGACUGCUGUGUGAAGAGCUGCCGCCGCCGCUCUCACGACCACCGCGGGAGGAAGAUCCCCAACGGGCUGAGCUUCCACUGUUUCCCCGACUGGAGGAGGGACGAAGGCGGGCAGAUAUCCGAGCUGACGAGGCGGAGGAGGGCGGCCUGGGUGUCCGCUGUGGGCCGGAACAACCUCACCUUCAACAGCAUCCCCGCCUCGGCCAGAGUGUGCUCCCGCCACUUCCACUCAGGUAAACCAGCUACUGAAAUACUGCAGUCGGACCCAGAUUGGGUCCCGUCACUGCAUUUGGGUCCCAGCCAAGAGAACGGCGGACGCACUGAGCGCCUCCUCCCGACGGAGCAGGCGAAGAAACCCAAAGCAAAACAGAGACUGACGGCGAGGAAGAGACCGUCUCUCUCGUCCAAACGUCCUCCGACAGAAUCCAAAGCAGCAGCAGGAGGACAGAAAGGAGGAGGAAGAGGAAGAGGAAGAGGAGCUCGGCUCACGGUGAACCGGAAACGAGGAGAGAGAAAGGGGGACGAUCAGAGGCCCACAGGCCAGACUGAAACCCAGUGCAGUAAGGACUCAGCUGUGGUACAUGCAGGUCCAGGUCCAGGUCCAGGUCCAGGUCCAGGUCCAGGUCCAGGUCCAGGUCUAGGUCCAGGUCCAGGUCCAGGUCCAGGUCUAGGUCCAGGUCCAGGUCCAGGUCUAGGUCUAGGUCCAGGUCCAGGUCCAGGUCUACCAGCGAGACCGGACUGGAGAGAACUUAAAUCUGUGCUGCAGUCGGUUCUACAGACCAACACCAGCAAACAGUCUGAAGACACAACGCGGCCCGCUGCAGUGGACCAGAACUCCCUCAGCUUCAGAGACUUCUUCAGAGGCGCUCUCGAAGUCUCUCUGGAGGCCUCCAGCAGGUCCCGGGCCCUCGCAGCCAAACGGUCCUCCGGCUCCGGGGACUUCAGUGUGCAGCUGAACUUUAACCCUCCUCCUCCCAGCUCCUCCUCCUCCUCCUCCUCCUCCUCCUCCUCCUCCUCCUCCUCCUGUGAGGACUGUGUCAGACUGCGGAGGACGAUCGUGGAGCUGCAGGACAAACUGUCUCAUCUCACAGAACCACAGGAGGACGAGGAGGUCUCACCCGUCGUCAACAAGCCCCCCCUCCAGCCAGACCAGGACCUGCAGAGUCCCGACCCGGUCCAGAUAGAGGAGACAGACUCUAGUUGGAUGGAGCCUCUCUCUCCUCAGUGGGUGUACGGUACCGGGGUUGAGGACUCGGCCAACGAGUCCACUCCCAGCGCCCCUGCGGUCUAUCGGGACAUCCGGUCCAAGCAUCAGCCGCCUCGCUUCAAGAAGGUCUGGCUGAGCAUGUUCUGGUUCCUCUGCUACUCGCCGGCCCUCAACCAGAUGUGGUGCCACGUGUGCCGCCUGUACUCCGCCAAGACCCACCCGAACCUGGCUCUGAUCAAAGGUAGCCAGAAGUUCAAGAUCGACAACAUCAGGAAACACUCGAACAGCAAGAACCACAAACACAACGUGGAGCGUCUCUACUGAGCGACCACAGACUUUAUGAACUCUGUGAGACGCCGUCUACCUCCGGCGUCCACUGAGAGACGGUUGGACCGACAGCAGCCUGAUGGACACUUUCACUGUCUCUGCCAUUAAUGUCUCUGUUUGUCUGAACCAUCAGAUUAGUUCAGUUAUAAAAUCCCACAAUGCACCACAUAUAGCAUUUAUAGGAGUCACAGUAUAAAUAUUUGAGACGGUGAUCCAGCGAAAGAGACUGAAACGACCCGAAGUGAAGAACUGAAGACCAACGUUCCCUCAGGACGUCAUGUGACACAUAUAAAGAAGGUUUAAUGUGACCACGUUAGAGAGCGAUAUCAGAUACCACAAAUAUCUAUAAAUCUAUUGUUGGAUAUUGUGAAAGGUAUUUUAACGUAUUGUACGUUCUUUAAAAGACUGGUUACCAGUUCCUCCCGUCACCUUUCUGUGAACAGGAGAAACUGAUCUGAGGUCGGAGGAGGUGAGAAGACGACAGAGAGCAACGGCUCCCUCUGGUGGCAGGAAAAACACUCUGCACCCAACAACUCGACUGUUUUCAGCUUUUUAAUGCAACAAUCUGUUAAAAUAAUCUUUAAAGAGUUUAUUUAUGGCCUUAAAAACAAAUAUACCUUCAGAUAUUUAUAGAACACAAAUGUUUUCUAAAGGGCUCGUAUGAUCAUAAUAGAGAAUAAUAACAUUACAACCCGUUUAUUAAAGAGUGGUCUUUGGUGUCGGACUCCGCCUUUAAAGUAAACUGGCUCCAAAAUACGACUGUUUGUGACCUCAGACCUGCAAUACUGAGCUGAAACUACUUUUCUGUUUUACUCAUCAUCAUAUUUUGUUAUUCAAAAGUAUCAUUAAGGAAACUACAACUGAAUAAAAUAACUUGAACAUUAAUAUUUUAUAUGUCGUUAGUGAUUUAAAAAGAUUGUAAAGUUUUGAUGUAAAAAGCUGUUUUGAUUUUUUGAAGUGAAAAUAAAUAUAUUUAUAAAACGUGA